AUGGAGUUUGAGGGUAGUUGGGACAAACACUUAGCUUUGAUAGAAUUUGCUUACAAUAACAGUUACCAAUCGAAUAUUGGAAUGCCGCCCUAUGAAGCCUUAUACGGAAGAAAAUGCCGGACCCCUCUUUGUUGGAGUGAAGUUGGUCAAAGAAAGCUUGUUGGUCCUGAAAUUGUGCAACAAACAGAGGACAAGGUAAAAAUUAUCAAAGAUCGUCUAAAAAUUUCUUCGGAUAGACAAAAUUCGGUUGGACCAGUUGCAUAUAAAUUGGCUUUGCCACCUGAGUUAGACAAGAUCCACAUUGUCUUCCAUGUUUCUAUGCUUAGAAGUCAUCGUUCUGAUUCAUCUCAUGUUCUUCCAGUUGAAUCUAUUGAGGUUAAUCCUCACUUGACGUAUAAUGAAGAACCUAUUCUAAUUCAAACUCGAGAGGUGAAGCACCUUAGGAACAAGAGAAUCCCUUUAGUAAAGGUACUUUGGAGGAACCAUUGUGGAAAAGAAGCUACCUGGGAAAGAGAAGAAGACAUGAGAACCCAGUAUCCGCGCUUGUUUCGGGACUAG
Solanum stenotomum is the source of this 558-nucleotide messenger RNA. RefSeq lists its product as uncharacterized. Gene Ontology annotation, molecular function: nucleic acid binding. The transcript has 2 exons. Bases 1 to 558 code for a protein of 185 amino acids. Lineage: Eukaryota; Viridiplantae; Streptophyta; Magnoliopsida; Solanales; Solanaceae. The record is from RefSeq and is a predicted model, not a curated record.